Trypanosoma theileri is the source of this 9495-nucleotide messenger RNA. RefSeq lists its product as uncharacterized. Lineage: Eukaryota; Euglenozoa; Kinetoplastea; Trypanosomatida; Trypanosomatidae. The record is from RefSeq and is a predicted model, not a curated record. Bases 1 to 9495 code for a protein of 3164 amino acids. The transcript has a single exon.
AUGUUCCUUUCAACUCUCCCACUACUAUCAUCACAAAGACAAUCAUUCCAACGUCUUUCGGUAGUCUCUCUAUGGUCGUUACUACUACUGGUGAUACUCCUCAUCUCCGCUGUGGGGGAGACACAAGGCGAAUCCACUCUAGUUGAGAAAAUAGAAGAACGUGAAGAAGAGAGCCGUCUAGCUGCAGGGAAGGAUGCCAUCUUAUCAUCAUCAUCAUCAUCUUGGCUUCUACACAUGGAGAAUCUUUCAGCGUUGAAUGCACAUCUUAGGUCCACAACAACAACAACAACUAUUAGUACUAUUAGUAGUAGUAGUAGUAUAGAUCUCGCUUCUUCACAUCUCAACAUUGUUUCUGCCUGCACAGCUGCCCACGGCUGCCCACGAUCUUCAAUGGUGUGGGCCACUGGAACUUUCACACACAGUGACGUCCUCACACCCGCGAGUUUUCUCAUCGCCGCAAAUCUCACACUAAAGAUGAGUCUCUGCUGUGGUUAUAAGUUUGAUGGAAAGUUAUUACGAGAGGAGAAACUAUAUGAUGCCUUUCUGCAUACCUUAUUACAGGCCACACCAUUUCAGGUGUUAACAGAAAAAGAAAAACGGGAUAUGUUUCCACGUGAGCGAAUAGUGAUUGUAGAUACAAUAGAAAAACGAUACUAUAAUGCCACCUAUAGACUUACGGAGGAGGAUAAACAAGAAGGGAAUGAUGGGGAUGGAGAUGUAAUAGUGCUUGUCUCUGGAGCUGUGGGAAAAGGUAUUCAACGUGUAUUAUUACCUCAACAACGUGUGGGAGGAGAAAAAACAAAAAUAACAAAAACAAUAACAACGACGGCAGAUGUUUCUGCUGAGAUUCAAUUAAAAGUAGCGAAUGUGGCUAUUAAAUGUAAAUGUCCACAUACACUGCUGGUGAUGCCUAUACUACGUGUGCGGCCAGAUACACUUCCACCGGUCUCUAUUGUAGGAUUGGGCUCACACUGUGGAACACAGCAUCAACUACAAGAACAACAAGAAUUAGAAGGAACGGAACGGGUAAAUAAUACUAAUAAUAAUAAUAAUAAUAAUAAUAAUAAUAAUAAUAAUAAUAAUGUUAAUCAUACGAAUACUAAUAAAUAUCAAUAUCAAUUGCAUCAUCAUCAUCAUCAUAUUGUACAAUUACGUGAUAAUUCAUGGGCAGUCUCAUUUGCCGUAUCCCCACCAUUGCCAGCAGCCACAGCCGUGCAUUGGAUAGUAACAGACACCACCACUACUAAAUCUACAACUUCUAGUAUUAUCAGUACUGCUGGUAUUAGUAGUAAGAGUAGUAGUAGUAGUAGUGGUUCUGUGGUUGUGCUGGAUGAAUCUUUUCACAUUCCAUCCACAAUAAACGAGGCGAACGAACCACUACUACGCCUACAUCAUGCCAACUCCAGUUACUUUCAUAUCUUCCCACAUCAUGAGUACACCGUACAGGUCAUCCUCACACGUGGAACCAUCCAACAAAGAUCUAGUGGUGUCUUUGUGAUGCGAUUGCCAUUUACUAUGGAUUGGAAUGUACGGCGGAUAUCUCCACAAGUUCACUUUGGCAUUCAACGACGACUGCGACUUUCGGAAGAGACACGAUCUAUGCAUACUGUACAGCGGGCAUUAGCCCCACCACUCCAACACACCCCCGCACGCUAUUAUGGAUAUUGGGAGAAUACCCCAUUGGAGGAUCAACCCCUACCACAGACACGACAACGUGUGAGAGAUAAUAAUCCCUACUCGGUAGAAUAUGAACAAGGAGAAAAAGAAGAAAAAGAAAAAGAAGAAGAGGCUGUUAUCUAUUCUCUUUUUGUAGGACGAAAUGAUAUUUCCUUUUACGUUGUAGAUGUGGAUGAGGUGUGUCAACCCACACUUCUGGAGACCCAUGAGGUGUGGUCUGUGCAGGCCUUGUUACUCCAACCAGAGACAUCACCCACAACGGCAUGUCAUGAUAAUAUUUCGCUGGAAGCAUUAGCGUUAAAACGUCUUCUUAUCACUAUGCAAGAGUUACGGCACUUGACGGUGCAAUUUGCCCCAUUGACAUUAUGGGAAUCUACACAGCGUCGUCAACUGGAAGAACAACAAGAACAACAACAACAAGAGAAGAAGAGUGAUAUCAUGGAAGGAUAUUUUAACUGUACAGAACGUGGUGUUGGGCUGUGUCAAAUACGCCCUGCAGUGGAGAAGAGUAGUGGAGGCACAAGUGCCGUGUUGGAGAUGCGAAGACGUGGAGUGGCGGAGUUAUCAUGGAUUGUACGUGUUGUUGUGAAUACAUCAUCUACACCUCUAUCCAGAGAGAAUAUAGAUCCCACACAUGCACGUAUGAUGAUGGUGAAAGCAGAGGAAGAAAGUGGUGAUGAUGAUGGUGUAGUCGUAGUCGUGGAGCUUCACUCACAUGUGGUGUUGGUGGUACGCCGGAUGUCUACAAUGCCAACACACAUUACGGUGUUGUUGCCCAUGCAAUUACGACAACUCACCGUACACCCACCACGUCCAUUAGAAGCAACAACAACAACAACAAAAAGAAGAAGUGAAAAUGAGGAUGAUAAUAAUAAUAUUAAUAAUAUUAAUAAUAGAAUAGAGACACCACCAUUGGGGCGAUGGGUAGUUAACGCCCCCUUACGGAUUAUCUCUAUUGAUGAAUCCCUCGUACUCCUACUAGACACCGCAGAUGUGCCAAAUGUGCAGCAAACACUACCGACGGGCACACUUCGCUACAUCGCAGAGGACUACGGCGCCGCAGUGGAUGAUGUGGGAACACCGUACACCUCACGAUGUCCUCCACGUAUUGUUGAACACACCGUGAUGGUCUUUGCACGGCCGGCUCCCCCUAUCGUGCCAGCACUUGUACCCAUCUAUACAGAGAAUAGUUGUGUGCGUCUGCAGGCACCACGAGUGGCGUGGAAGGAUGAAGAGACACAGUGGCAUUUCCCUCCAUGUGCGGAGGCCACACAUCCACCAUAUCUCGUACAAUCAGAAGAACAACAAAAAGAAGAGAAAGAAGGAGAAGAGGUAAUGGUUUGUGGAAUUGAAGUACACAAGUGGUGCGAUGUGGAAUGGACUGCACGUAAUCUUCUUGGCUCUGUCACGCAGACCUUCUCACUACGGCGAUGUCAACGACCACCGCAGGUGUUGUUUCACAAGGAAACUCCACACGGUAUGAGUAGUAUACCAUUAGCAGUAUAUGCAUUACCGUAUAUUGAGUGGUUAGAAGAGGAAAACAUAGAUACUAAAAAUGGAGAAACAACAACAACUACUACUAGUAGUACUACUAGUACUACUAGUUUGAUUAGUGGGGAUGGAGUUAUUCGUCGCUAUACGGCACGACCGGUUCUUCCUCUUGCUGGAUAUAAUGCCACCAUUGCCUAUUCGUUUAAUUAUACUGGAUUACAGGAAGACUUUGAGGCAUACUUCACCUAUGCACAUGAUGCCGCACAUCAGUUAGGAAAUACACAACAACACUAUGAACCUGUACAUGGCAGUAUUAAUAUAGAUAGUGAUAACCGAAAUGAUGUGACAGACGCCGUAACCACACCGUUGCUACUGCGUCGCUUCGUUCCUUUUCCAGAAGACAAGAAAACAUAUAUUAAUCUGAAUAAAGACAACAACCGAAAUAAUAAUAAUAACAAUGUAGAAACCACUGGUAUAGAAUAUGAGAAUAAUAAUAUUAAUAUUUAUAAUAAUAAUGAUGAUGAUGAUUAUGAUGAUAAUCUAUACUUUGAACGAUCGAUGAUGGAUGGAACAACUCGGCGUGAUCACGCUAUAGAUAUUGAAUACGAUGCCCGUUUUUCUAUCACACAAGACGCUACAAGGCGUCAGCUGCAAUUACAUGGUAUAAGUAAUAGUUCACUCUACCCACUACUCUACAUGGUACGUCUCUCUCCACAUUCACAUGCCCCUAGUCGAGAUGCUGAAGAGUUUAAUCGACGUGGUAUGUGUACUGCAAGAACUGGGAAUAUUUCUGUUUUGGCCGUUAAUCCUCGUGGUCUUGUACAGGCGCGUAAAGGAGAUGUGAUUCCAUUUUGCCAAUCCUCUUUUAUCUUCUCACGUCAUCCAUGGUUAAACACAAAGUAUCACUUUGACUUUUCCUGGACUUGUGAGUCGAGUGGGUUCUUUAGCAGCACAAAGGGUGGUGGUAUUACUGUAGAGAAACGCACCCCGACUCUAUCUAUUUUACAUCACACUGGUGGUAAUAGUGAGAGUAGCAUUAAUGAGACGUACUGCAAUCUCACUGUUCAUAACACAUUGACGGAUACAACGCAGACAGACACUUUCUUACUUCGUCGUGUGUAUCCAACAGCGCCCUCUUCCGCAUUUGUGUUGUUGAGUGACAAUACGGCUAAUGGUUCAUGCAUUGUAAACAACAACUCCCGUGUUAGAGAAGCAUCAAGUAAAUCUAAUAAUGGAGUUUCUGGAUCUCGUAAUGGUGGUAGUACUACUUCUGGAUAUGGCGGUAAAACAAAGAAAAGUUUACGAUGGGUGGUUGGAAAGAGUGUUGUAUUGCAUGUAGACGCCCCAAUGAAAAGACGAACCUCUAAAUGGAGAGCUAUGAGUGUUAUCCCAGCCGUUCCUACAUCUAUGGGAACUCAAUUACUACUAGACUCUGUACAGUUUUUACCACUUGUACAACAUCCACGUGCACUUGCGAGGGGUACAGGUGGGGCGACUGUGUUAGUAACAGGCAUUCGUGUUCCUGGACUCUACACAUUUGCACACCAUCAUCCCGAUCCGGCGUAUCCAAACAUUUGUCCAAAUGUAAGUUUUGUAGAAACACUACAUGUUACACAUGCUCAGGUAAUGGAGAAGGAAUUAACCGUAUGUGGGGAUACAGCAAUACUGAAAGCAGUUCCAAUUCCAAGAGAAAUUGCAUGCGAUUUCAUAGGACAGUGGGAAGUCGUAUCAAUACAAAGGUCAAACAAUGAAACCUGGACAAGUGGAGUUAAUUUUACUGGUUUACGGUUUGAUCACGGUACUAAACCACAAACUCAAGUAAGAGGACUACCUUUUGGUAUUGUUACUAUUCGAUGGGCUAUUUACGCUGUUUCUCCCAUGGAUCAAAGGAAUGAUACUUCUCAAGAACAACAGAAGCAGCAGCAGCAGCAGCAGCAGCAGCAGAAACGUGUACUAGUGGAUUAUGAUACUGUACGACUCUUUGUAUUAACAGAUAAUCUCCGCUCACAUCGUCUUGUGACAUUAUCCAGUACAGUUCAUAUUCCCACUACCACAUCUACACAACAAUGGACACUGGUGGAUAUGCCCGGAGCGACAAGUUCAUUAACUUUGCGUCGUCCACGUUUCCACCUUGAAUUUGUAUCCAACAGUAGUGAUCAGAAUAAUAUGGGAUUUGAGAUGCUUGUUGUGGAGAAUCUCCCUAUUGGUGCUACUCGUCUACAAUAUGAACUUCACCCUUCACUUCGGGUAUUUGGCCCAAUGCGGACGAAAAACUGUCCUUACAUUCGACGUCAGCAGGUGGAGAUUGAGCGGGUGUCGGCGUUUCUAUCAGUGAAUGCCACAUUAGAUCACGAGUGUGAUGCCUACACGGGUCGUGGUCGUUUCUCCAUCUGCCUGCACGCCGAACGAGUGCGUGGCUCGAAUCCCACUGCCCAACCCUCAUCAACAGGAAAAGAAGCAAAUAAAAAAAGAGAAGAUCGUAAUAAAAGAGAUGAGGAUGCCUCACCAUUUGGUGUGCGUCUCGUUCACCCUGAGGCAUUUGAGAAGAUUGUGAAGUCCGGUGCAGCGCGACUCGCCCGUCGUGGGUGUUCACUGCCGUGGUGGAUUUCUUCCGCACGGUGGGAAGAUGUGCGUCGUGUAGAUGCCGAUGGACGAUGUGUAUCAUUUCGCGCUACGGCCACUCGACACUUACGGCCAUUUGAAUUAUCCCGCCCGCUCUUUCGUGCUGUUAGUGGCGGUGAUGCUGGGCGGUAUGAUUGUGUAGAUGGCAGUGACUUUAUAACGAGUGAAGUUAUCGCCGGGGCCCCAACGACGAGCAGCGGUCCACACACUGGACAAGCGCAUCAUGGGAGAGAAGGAGUAGAAACGGAAUACGGAGAGAAUAAUAAUAAUAAUAAUAAUAAUGGAAUGGAUAUUAAAAUGGAAAUACGAGAAAGAGAGAGAAAUGGCGUGGCGGCGUUCCUGCCAUUUCUCAACCCGACAACACUCACGCGGGUGACGGGAAGUAUGCGGCCCAUGUUGAGUCUGCGCGGAGAUCCCGAUGUGGUGAUGUCGGAGUUAGACAUCAGCGACACUGCAGCGGCCGUCGUGGUGUUGCGACUCGACACCGCACAGCCAUUGCAAAUGGGAGGCUACACUUACAAUUCACCACACUCACAGAAACAACAAGAAGAAGAAAAAGAUGAUAAUGAUGAUGAUAAGAAGAAGGAGAUACCCAUUCAAGAAGAAGAAGAACAACAACAACAAGAAAAAGAAGAAAAACGGUAUAGUCUCUUGUCAAAAUGUGUCCGUGGGACUUUGCGAGGAUCGGAUGUGCUGCAGUUCUGGUCUGAAGUGAACCGCCCAGACGGUUUAGAAGGCCACACGGCGAAGGAGUGGUUGGAGUAUGUAGAGAAGGUGCGGGAUACACAUGUGAAGUGUGAGCCUCUCUUCGCCUCACUCGAUCAUUUCCUUCCACGCCAUGAUGAUACAGAGGCCGCACUGCGAAGCCGACGGGCACAUCGAGUACCACCAAAGGAACAACGUUUAGUUUCUUUAGAUGUUGUUUUGCAGCAACUGGAAGGUCUUCAGCAGGAGUUUCAAUGGACACGUGAUGGUAUUGAUGUAACAGGUCUGCGUGCGGAUCUACAGGUGGCUCUCUCACGUCGUCGGAUCACAAAGAGUCAACUAGACGAGAUUGCACGAUUGCGUCGUGAGCAAGAAGAACUGAAGCAACAUAAACAGAAAACGAAAGAACAAUCACCACAACCACUUAUUGGAGAUGUACCGAGAAGAGUCUCACGUGAGGAACGGUUUGAAAGAGCUAUGCGUCUAUACAAGGGUGUUCUUAACGAAGAUAUUGCGGCCAUACGUUUAACAUUACCACGUCAGGGGUCAUUUACAGCACCGCAUAAUCUUUUCCUCCGCACAGCCAUACAUAAGGAUAUAUUGUGUGGAACGAACAUUUCAGGAACUGCGGGAUCUGCGUUAAUGCCUGUAUUGGCUCCUCCAGAAUCACUUGUAUUAUUUGGUCGUGUAGAGAUUGUAGAUGUACCACCAGCAGUAGGGGCAACUCCUGCAGCCAUUAAACAAUGUGAAGUGGAAGGUGGUAUUCCUCUCAUUCAUGUAAACGUUAGUGGAACGAGAUUUGCGUAUUUGGAACCAUUUCCAAAAGAUCGUAUCGUAUUGGAAGAGUUACAGAAUCCAAAUUUAACAGAUAUUUUAGAUUCACCACCAGAUGUGGGUCUUGCUCCAUGUUUACAACAAAUGCAUGCAGGGAUGAAAGUCUCAACAUCGCAAACAACACGGAAACAAAUAUACUUGCAAUUAGCUUCAUGUCCAUCAUUUCAGAUGCUUAGUCCUACAGAUUAUAAUGAGAACCAGAAUAGUGAAUUAUUACAGCGAAAACUACAACUUCCACGACUUUUACGUGUAACACUUCGAGAUGUCCUCUCAGAAGAUAGUCAUACAAAAGGAAAAACAUCUGUUUCAUUUGUAGUGGAAGUUCGUCCAACAUUAGCUCGAUUGCAUCUUCGUGUACUUCCUGGUGUUGAAGAGACAUCAAGAGGAUUACCAUGGUCGGAAUUUACAAAUCAACGUCCUUUAUUAAUUUGCGAGUCUGAUGUUAAACGAAAAGGGAUGGAAUUAGGCGUGGAACUUAUUGGAGAUGAAUGGAAUAUCCGUGUAGGUGAGGAGAGCGAAGAGAAUGGGGCCAUUGGAGAAAGAGAAGAAGAAUAUGAAUACACUGCGACAGGAAGAUUAAGAGCGGGAAUGCAGAAUACUGCCUUAUCACAUACAAGUGAUGACACCUCUGCAUUGGGAUCUCAAGAGUGGAGUAGUGAUGGUGUGAAUGCGGCUGAAGGUUACAUCACAAUUCAUGAUAGAGGACAAAAGAAGAUUAGACGCCGUUCACCACACAAUGUAGCCCUUGUUAACAGUUUUAGUGUUGUUGAGCAUCACAGUCUUGAUAGUGCACAUCAUCUCUUCUUAAGACAUGGUGGUCUUUACCGUUCUCAUUUUGUGAAUUAUCUCUUCUCAACUGUAUUAGCAGAUCCGGAGAACAUUCGUCAACAUCAGUUUAUUCAACGUUAUAAUAAUACAUUUGUUGGUGUACGUAUCCCAGCAGAGCCGCGUGAUCCAGAUGAUCUACGCAGCGGCAACCAUAAUGAUAAUAAUUUACUGGAAAGUGAUUAUAUCCCACCUAUUCGUCCAUUCAGUACGAUUGAAGAGAUUCUCUUUGCUGUACCUGGUAUCGCAACCGAGUGCCGUGGUUGUUUGUUAGCAGACACAACAUACUUUGUGGCUGGGGAUUUAACAGGAUUGUGGUCUUUUCCACCCGCCGCGUUACCAGCACUGGAUAAUAAUAUAUUAGCAGCACCAUUGCGGGUUCCAUUUUAUGCCGCCGCACGUGUUCCUCGCGACUGGCGGUUUACAAUGGUUUGCCCUACAGCUGCAUGGGAGAAUCUACGGCAAUAUUGGCAACAUUGGCAAUCUGCACAAGAAUGGCAGAGAGGAGAAACAAGAAGAAAACAACAACAACAACAACAACAACAACAUGAACAAGAGCUGCGGCUAGAACUAGAACUGGUUGUUUAUAGUCUACGUGAUAUGCUUGGAGGGGAAGUGCCCUUGUCUAAGCGACCUACUAUUCUACUUACAAGUGUACCUCUUUCUGUUGAGAAAUUACUGCGUAAACAAGACGCAUCUCCCACGGCGAAGAGUUCUGAAAGGGAAAUGAUAUUUCACGUCAACACAUCAGCGGCGGAACGUGCACAUGCCAUGAUGGCAGCGGACUUUGUUCGUUAUGGACGACGGCAUCUUCACACUGUAUACGAUUAUGUACGGGAUGAGACUGGGAGUGGUGGGGCCCUUGCGGUGAAUGCCUCUGUCUUCUUAAAGCUAUGUGUACCUCCUACUGUUACUGUGCCUGAAUCUCAAUGCUCUAUUGUGAGUUUCACACAUUCUCUACUUAUUAUGGAAGAACCACGUACGGCUGUUUCUUAUUAUGCACAACUGCGCCGUGGAUCAUGGGGAUCUAUGUUGAAUCCUCCAUUGUUAAUGCACCACGUUGGUACCUCGUUGCUUGGUUACUUUAUGUUUCCACGUCUUCCAGCACUGCGUCAAAUACUUGUUAGUAGUGGUAUCAGUAGUAGACACGAUGUGAGAACUGCACGAACUGGGAUAACGAUAAUGUUGUUUGUAGCGGUGAUGUUUCUUUAUCAUAUGGCUCCCCGAUUGUGGGCUUUGACGUGUAUUCUUUUAUGGGCGACACUAUUACGUCUAGUGCCAAGAGUAAUUGUGGUCAUGUACUCUCUGUUGCAUUUCCUUGUUUGGGCUGUUGUCUUGUAA